AUGUCGCACCAGACUGGAAUCCAUGCAUCGGAUGAACUGAAGGACUUCCUGUCCAGGGUGAGGGGAGGGACCAUCAGAAUAGCAAAGAUUGUCAUCAGAGAUGAGGAACUGGUGCUAGGCUCAUACAGAGAACCUGCAAAGAGCUGGGACAAGGACUAUGAUCACUUCCUCCUUCCUCUGCUGGUGGCUCAGGAGCCCUGCUACAUCCUGUACCGCCUUGACUCCCAGAAUGCACAGGGCUAUGAAUGGAUCUUCAUCGCUUGGUCACCUGAUCAAUCACCAGUGAGGGAGAAGAUGGUCUACGCUGCCACCCGUGCCACAUUAAAGAAGGAGUUUGGCGGAGGCCACAUCAAGGAUGAGAUGUUUGGCACAGUUGAGGAAGACCUGUGUUUCCAGGGGUACCUGCGUCACAUGUCCUCCUGCUCCUCCCCUGCACCUCUCACAGUAGCGGAGCAGGAGCUGCAGCGAAUAAAAAUCACAGAGGUAAAGCAAAGGGGAGUGACUGUGACAAUGGAGUUUGGUUUGGACAAAAGGCACCAGACUCUUACAGGCCUGGUGUUCCCUCUACAGGAGGAGGCCAAACGCGCUCUGCAGCAACUCAAGCAGAAACGUAUCAACUACAUACAGCUGAAGUUGGACACAGAGAAAGAGACAGUCGAGCUGGUCCACACUAACCCCACAGAGACUCGUGAGCUUCCCUACAGAAUCCCUACAGACACACCCAGAUACCAUUUCUUCAUCUUCAAACACUCCCACCAAGGACAGCAACAGGAGGCUCUGGUGUUCAUCUACUCCAUGCCAGGGUAUAGCUGUAGCAUUAAGGAGCGGAUGUUGUACUCUAGCUGUAAGAACCCGCUACUGGAUGAGGUGGAGAGAGACUACCAACUAGAUAUCGCCAAAAAGAUUGAGAUUGACGGUGGGGAUGGGCUGACGGAGGAGUUUCUUUAUGAGGAGGUCCAUCCCAUUGAACACACUCUGAAGCAGGUGUUCGCCAAGCCACGUGGGCCAGGGGGGAAGAGGGGCAACAAGCGCCUCGUCAAGGGGGCCGGAGAGAACGGGGAAGAGAGCUAGAGAGUGACAGGAACAGACUCACACCCAAACCU
This is a messenger RNA of Salvelinus namaycush (lake trout), 1103 nucleotides long. Its product is annotated as twinfilin-2-like. The record is from RefSeq and is a predicted model, not a curated record. The transcript is spliced from 9 exons. Gene Ontology annotation, biological process: regulation of lamellipodium assembly; barbed-end actin filament capping; positive regulation of neuron projection development. Gene Ontology annotation, molecular function: actin filament binding; actin monomer binding. The coding region runs from base 1 to 1071 and encodes 356 amino acids. Gene Ontology annotation, cellular component: cytoplasm; myofibril; actin filament. Lineage: Eukaryota; Metazoa; Chordata; Actinopteri; Salmoniformes; Salmonidae.